UACUUUCUUAGUGUUGAUGACGAGACGCCGAUCUAAAAAAAAUCAACAACAGUGCGGCUAAUAUUGGCACAUCUAGCUAUGUAUUAAAGUCAGGAACCAUGGUCAAAGAUAAAUUCUGUGUAGGCUUAUGUGACCGUUUGCUGCUUCACUUUUGUCGUGUUUGUAAUUAUUAGAUAAGAAAUAGCGGAGCCGGUUAAUAUACUUUGCAUGGCCGGUUAGCUAAGUUGGCUGAGAUGUCAUUCUCCACGUUGUUGUAGCUCCAUUUAUAUGAAAGCGCMUUGCAAUCAUGACGCUUCCAGCUUUGCAAAACACCAGUGUGCUCUACCGAAGAAUACUGUCGCAGUUCCCUCAAGACUUCAGCCUCGCAUUUGCCUAUGGMUCUGGAGUAUUCAAACAAAAUGGAACUAGCCAAGGUCAAAUGGGGCGAAACAUGCUGGAUUUYGUGUUGGCUGUAGACGAUCCAGUCACCUGGCAUACCAUGAACCUGAUGCAGAACAGAAAACACUAUUCUGUAUUAAAGUUCCUGGGUCCUAGGAAGAUCAGCCGGAUACAGGACGAACAUGGGGCUGGGGUGUACUACAACACCUUAGUACCUGUGGAUGGAAGGAUAAUUAAGUAUGGUGUGAUCAGUACUGACUCUCUGAUUGACGACCUGCUCCACUGGAAGACCAUGUAUAUUGCUGGCAGACUGCACAAACCGGUGAAGAUCCUGGUGCAGGGUGAGAACAGGAAGCUGCAUGCAGCGUUGGUGGGGAACCUGAAGAGCGCUGUGACGGCCUCCUUCCUUAUGCUGCCUGAGAGCUUCUCUGAAGAGGACCUGUUCCUGCAGAUUGCUGGGCUCUCCUACGCCGGGGAUUUCAGGAUGGUGAUUGGAGAAGACCGGUCCAAGGUGGCUAACAUUGUCAAGGAAAACGUCCAACACUUCCGCAUCCUGUACAACAAUAUUCUGCAAGAGUGUCCACAGGUGGUGUACAAGCCGCACCAGGGGAAACUAGAGGUGGAUAAGAGUCCAGAGGGUCAGUUUGUCCAGCUGAUGGCCCUCCCCAGGACCCUGCAGCAGAGGAUCACACGACUGGUGGACCCGCCAGGGAAGAACAGGGACGUGGAGGAGAUACUACUACAGGUGGCCCAGGACCCAGACUGUGGUUCUGUGGUGCAGCAAGGGAUGUCGUCAAUAGUGAAGUCUUCAAGCAUAACUCAGACUGCCAAAGGAAUCGCCACGGCUGGACUGCUGAAGUCGCUGUCCUAUAGCACCAAGAAGCUCCAGAAGAUGUGGAAGGGCUGGAGAAUGAAGACACCCUGAUCCUCCCAGUUAUAUUUAAGCAAUAAGGUCUGAGGGGGUGUGGUAUAUGGCCAAUAUACCACGGCUAAGGGCUGUUUC
Molecule: messenger RNA, 1381 nt
Organism: Salvelinus sp. IW2-2015
Lineage: Eukaryota; Metazoa; Chordata; Actinopteri; Salmoniformes; Salmonidae
Gene: tamm41
Product: TAM41 mitochondrial translocator assembly and maintenance homolog
Biological process (GO): cardiolipin biosynthetic process; CDP-diacylglycerol biosynthetic process
Cellular component (GO): mitochondrion
Molecular function (GO): phosphatidate cytidylyltransferase activity
Source: RefSeq, a predicted model, not a curated record